AUGUUGUUUGGUGGGUUUGUGUUGGGUUUUGGGGUGGUGGUGGGGUGUGUUGGGGGGGUGGGGGUUUUUGUAGUGGGUGUUUGGUGGUGGGGGGGGUGGUUGUGUUGGGGGAUUGUUUUGUUGUUGGGUUGGGUUGUUUGGUUGUGUGGUGUGAGUGGUUUUUUUUGGAUUUAUGGGGGUGGGGGUUUUUUUUGUUGUGUUUGUUUGGGGUUGUGGGUGGUUGUGGGUUUUGGGGGUGAGGUGUGUGGUUAUUGGGUUGGUAGUUUGGAGGGGGGUUGGGGUUGUUGUGGUGUUUUUUUUGGUGUGGGGUAUGUGUAA
Messenger RNA from Knipowitschia caucasica, 318 nucleotides. Lineage: Eukaryota; Metazoa; Chordata; Actinopteri; Gobiiformes; Gobiidae. The record is from the annotation of a GenBank genome assembly.